AUGGGAGUGCCUAAAAAUAAUGAAAAAGAAAAAACUAUGGAAAUGUGGUAUAUUUGCAGAUUUUUGUCUCCGAAGAACAGUAAUUUGGGAGUAAAUGACAGUCAAAUGGAGAGAGGGGAAGAAAUUUGUGUGGAGAGACCGAUAGCAGCAGAAAGGAAUGAAGAGAUUUGUGUGGAGAGACAGAUAGUAGAAGAAAUGGAAGAGAAGAAUGAAGAUAGAGAUGAGGAAGUAAAAGAUGCUGAUGAAAAUAUGAACCAUGCAGAGAAAAUUGAUAUUAGAGAUAUAGCAGGUCAUGUCAGUCUGUUCUUGUAG
This is a messenger RNA of Lottia gigantea (owl limpet), 312 nucleotides long. RefSeq lists its product as hypothetical. The record is from RefSeq and is a predicted model, not a curated record. NCBI's taxonomy places the organism in Eukaryota, Metazoa, Mollusca, Gastropoda, Lottiidae. The coding region runs from base 1 to 312 and encodes 103 amino acids. The transcript is spliced from 2 exons.